AUGCCUCAGUUGCUGCGAAACAUCCAUGGGAUCAUCGAAGCCUUCGGGUGCUAUGCCAGGUCAGAGGGUGGCUGCAAAGUCCUCACGAAGCAGGAGCUGAAGAGGCUUCUGGAAUAUGAGUUUGCCGACGUCAUAGUGAAGCCCCAUGAUCCUGCAACUGUGGAUGAAGUUCUGCGCCUGUUGGAUGAAGAUAACACAGGAACUGUAGAAUUCAAGGAAUUCUUGGUCUUGGUGUUUAAAGUUGCCCGUGCCUGCUUUAAGACACUGAAUGAGAGUCCUAAGGGUGCUUGCAUGUCUGACACGUCUGAAAGCUGCCAUGCUGGAUCUUCCAAAGAGCCGGAGCAAGGACAGAGGGGUGGUGCUGAAGUGGCAAAGGAUGGAGCAGCACAGCACUGUGAAAACAGCAGCUGUGGACAGAGAGAUCAGGCUUCUAGAGGACAGGACAGGGUGGGGACACAUACCCAGAAUCAGGACAACUACCCUACAUGGGUCAGCAGUCAUGACAGGCAGGCUGAGUCUCAGACACAGGAGAUGAUAAGCCAGCAAACACAAGUGACAGGACCAGUGGAACAGACCCCAAAAAUAGAAGACAAGAGUUGCAUCAGACAGAAGAGAUCAGAGAGACAACCACAGAUCAGCCAACAGACAGAUGAGAUCACAACUGAAUCCACAACUCAGACCCAAGCAGGCACCGUCUACACACAGGGAUCUACCUGUGAUCAGAACAGAGGAACAAACAGCCUUACCCAAGACAGAAGUCAGACAGACCAAGCUUCUACACAACACUACCAGACACGGGCAGGGUCUCAUACUCAGAUACACAACCAGACGGUAGAACAGGGCUGGGGACAGCAGACAGGAAAAAACAACAUCCAAAUACAGGGAUCUAGCUAUGACCAGAGCAGAGAGACUGAGAUUCGUGGCCAAGAUAGGAACCAGGCAAGCCAGACUGCUAAAGAACACCACCAGGCACAGGCAGAGUCAUAUACUCAGGCGUACACUCAGACAAUGGAACAAGGCAGGAGCCAGCAGGAAGAAAAUGGCAGUAUCCAGACUCAUGCUUCCAUCUGUGGCCAAAACAGAGGAACCGAGAUCCAUGGGCAAGAAAGCAAUCAGGUAGAACAGGUGGGAACAGGACACUGCCAGACACAGGCAGGAUCAGAUACCCAGACUUCGGAACAUAAUGGGAGCCAGUCUGCACGACAAGUAGUGGCUCAAGAAAAGGGACAAACCCAGACACAGUCAUGCACAGGGCAAAGCUGGACACCAGUGAGCAACUAUGAGACAGGAGAGCCAGUGCUAGGACAGGUCCAGACUGAGAUAGACACUGUUAAAGAAAGACAACCGUGGAACAGCAAUCACCCAAGUCUGGCAGGAAGGCAGGGAGAAAGAGUCCCCACAGUGGUUAGAGAUGAGUGGGUCAAUGACCACACAAGAGAAAUAGUGAUCCGAAGCCAGGAUCCAGGCAGCCUGCACUCUGGUGCUCCUUCAGCUCAGGGCCAGGAUACAGCACAGAUGGAGAAGAAAGGAAUCACAGCCAAGGGAUUAUAUUCGUACCUGAAGACAGAGCAGCCAUGA
Rattus rattus (black rat) is the source of this 1578-nucleotide messenger RNA. It is a transcript of the gene Crnn, whose product is annotated as cornulin. Gene Ontology annotation, cellular component: cytoplasm. Gene Ontology annotation, molecular function: calcium ion binding; transition metal ion binding. Lineage: Eukaryota; Metazoa; Chordata; Mammalia; Rodentia; Muridae. The transcript is spliced from 2 exons. The coding region runs from base 1 to 1578 and encodes 525 amino acids. The record is from RefSeq and is a predicted model, not a curated record. Gene Ontology annotation, biological process: positive regulation of cell cycle G1/S phase transition; regulation of phosphatidylinositol 3-kinase/protein kinase B signal transduction; cellular response to cytokine stimulus.